Messenger RNA from Marmota monax (woodchuck), 4510 nucleotides. It is a transcript of the gene Slc26a4, whose product is annotated as solute carrier family 26 member 4. The coding region runs from base 132 to 2474 and encodes 780 amino acids. Gene Ontology annotation, cellular component: membrane. The record is from RefSeq and is a predicted model, not a curated record. Gene Ontology annotation, biological process: transmembrane transport. Lineage: Eukaryota; Metazoa; Chordata; Mammalia; Rodentia; Sciuridae. Gene Ontology annotation, molecular function: bicarbonate transmembrane transporter activity; chloride transmembrane transporter activity; oxalate transmembrane transporter activity. The transcript is spliced from 21 exons.
UCCUUCCUUUUGACCAAGGUGUCUCUGUUGCUCCAUAAAUAAAACGUCGCACCGACUUCUGUCUGCGCUAUAAAGGCUGCGGAGCGGCUGUCCCGGGGCAUUCCGGGCGGAGCGCAGGAGCGAAGCAGGUCAUGGCAGCGCCGGGCAGCAGAUCGGAUCCGCCGCAGCUACCAGAGUACAGCUGCAGCUACGUGUUGUCGCGGCGGGUCUACAACGAGCUCGCCUUCCAGCAACAGCACGAGCGGCGCCUGCAGGAGCGCAGGACUCUGCGGGAGAGCCUGGCCAAGAGCUGCAGUUGUUCAAGAAAGAGAGCUUUUGGUGUGCUAAAGUCUCUCUUGCCCAUCCUGGACUGGCUCCCCAAAUACCGAAUCAAGGAAUGGCUGCUCAGUGAUAUCAUUUCAGGAGUUAGUACUGGACUUGUGGGUACACUGCAAGGAAUGGCAUAUGCUCUGCUAGCUGCAGUUCCUAUUGGAUAUGGCCUCUACUCUGCUUUUUUUCCUAUCCUGACAUACUUCAUCUUUGGAACAUCAAGACACAUUUCAGUUGGACCUUUCCCUGUGGUCAGUUUAAUGGUGGGAUCUGUUGUUCUAAGUAUGGCCCCCGACGAACAAUUUCUCAUGUCCAGCAAUAAUGGAAGUACCUUGAAUACUACCAUGCUAGAUACAGCAGCCAGAGAUACUGCAAGAGUAAUGAUUGCAAGCACCCUUACCCUUUUGGUUGGAAUCAUACAGCUGGUAUUUGGAGGUUUGCAGAUUGGAUUCAUAGUGAGGUACUUGGCAGAUCCAUUGGUUGGAGGAUUUACAACAGCUGCUGCCUUCCAGGUACUGGUCUCGCAGCUAAAGAUUGUCCUCAACGUUUCAACCAAAAACUAUAAUGGAGUUCUCUCCAUUAUCUAUACUCUGGUAGAAAUUUUUCAAAAUAUUGGUGAGACAAAUCUUGCUGAUUUCAUUGCUGGAUUACUCACCAUUGUCAUCUGUAUGGCAGUUAAGGAAUUAAAUGAUCGAUUUAAACACAAAAUCCCAGUUCCUAUUCCUAUAGAAGUAAUUGUGACCAUAAUUGCCACUGCCAUUUCAUAUGGAGCCAACUUAGAAAAAAAUUACAAUGCUGGUAUUGUUAAAUCCAUCCCAAGGGGGUUUCUGCCUCCUGCACUCCCCCCGGUGAACUUGUUUUCCAAGAUGCUGACUGCAUCAUUUUCCAUCGCUGUGGUGGCUUAUGCUAUUGCGGUAUCUGUAGGAAAAGUCUAUGCCAUUAAGCACGACUAUACCAUCGAUGGGAACCAGGAAUUCAUUGCCUUUGGGAUCAGCAACAUCUUCUCAGGAUUCUUCUCUUGUUUUGUGGCCACCACUGCCUUGUCCCGGACAGCUGUCCAAGAGAGCACAGGGGGAAAGACACAGAUUGCUGGCAUCAUCUCUGCUGGGAUUGUGAUGAUCGCCAUUGUUGCCCUGGGGAAGCUUCUGGAACCCUUGCAGAAGUCAGUCCUGGCAGCAGUUGUAAUUGCCAACCUGAAAGGGAUGUUUAUGCAGGUGUGUGAUGUUCCUCGUUUGUGGAGGCAGAAUAAGACUGAUGCUGUUAUCUGGGUAUUUACAUGCAUCAUGUCCAUCAUUCUGGGGUUGGACCUGGGCUUACUAGCUGGCCUUCUAUUUGGACUAUUGACCGUGGUCCUGCGAGUUCAGUUUCCUUCAUGGAAUAGCCUUGGAAGCAUCCCUAGUACAGACAUCUACAAAAGUAUCAAGCAUUACAAAAAUAUUGAAGAACUUGAAGGAGUGAAGAUUCUUAGAUUUUCGAGUCCUAUUUUUUAUGGCAACGUCGAUGGUUUUAAAAAAUGUAUCAAGUCUACAGUUGGAUUUGAUGCCAUUAGAGUAUAUAACAAGAGGCUGAAGGCAUUGAGGAGAAUACAGAAACUCAUCAAAAAAGGACAGUUAAGGGCAACAAAGAAUGGCAUCGUUAGUGAUGCUGGUUCAUCAAAUAAUGCUUUCGAGCCUGAUGAAGAUAUUGAAGAUCCUGAAGAACUUGAUAUCCCAACCAAGGAAAUCGAGGUUCAAGUGGAUUGGAACUCUGAGCUUCCAGUCAAAGUGAAUGUUCCCAAGGUACCAAUCCAUAGCCUUGUGCUUGAUUGUGGAGCUAUAUCUUUCCUGGAUGUCGUUGGAGUGAGGUCAUUGCGGCUGAUUGUCAAAGAAUUCCAAAGAAUUGAUGUGAAUGUGUACUUUGCAUCACUUCAAGAUCAUGUGAUAGAGAAGAUGGAGCAAUGUGGCUUCUUUGAUGAUAACAUUAGAAAGGACACAUUCUUUCUGACUGUUCAUGAUGCUAUAAUCUAUAUACAGAACCAGGUUAAAUCCCAAGAUGGACAAGAUUCCAUUUUAGAAACGAUCACCCUCAUUCAAGAUUGUAAAGAUCCUCUUGAAUUAAUGGAAGCGGAGUUGACUGAGGAAGAACUUGAUGUCCAGGAUGAGGCUAUGCGUAGACUUGCUUCCUGAAAGUGGGAUCAGGAGGUCACUCACUGUAAACAAGGACUGCAAGGCAUAAUUUACCCAACAAUAUCAUUAUAUGCAAACAUUUUCUGCAUUGAUUAUUUCUUUGGACUUGAAACACUUCAUUCUUUUCCUUUUGCAUUUUUUUAAGUCAUUGAGUUUUUUAACCUCUUAGUCAUUAAAUGAUGAAAACAUUUAGAUAAUUUCUGUGCCUUAUUUAUUUAGUAAGCAGCUUACCUCUAAAAUGUGCAAAGUGGCAAGGAGAAUUGCCCAGGCAAAUUGGUAAUGUCCAGGAUCUGCUGACAUUGUAAGAUGCUGCAAAUCUGUCAUGCAGAUGAACUAGCAAUGUGCACCAGGUUACUGGCAUAUCUCUGUUCAAUCAGAGUAAGUGUUGACCUAAUAGCUUCUGUGGGCGGGUGAGUCAGGAAGGACUAAUCAUAAAGAAAGAUCUAUUUCUGAUUGACCUUGAUAUCCAUGAGCUGCACUGAUCACAGAGUAAAGGCACAUUCAGAAAAUGCUGAAAUGCAAUUAUUCAUGCUUUUAUCAAUAAUAGCCUUUUUGCAAAAUAAGUCAAAGUUUUUAAAAUGCAAGUUUGGUUAGUACUUAGUAAUGAAGUGUUGUUAUAUGUGACCAGAUAUAUAACCAGAAUUUAGGAUCUCUUUAAUGCUGGACAUGGUUCACUUAAAAACUAUUAGAAUGGGGCUCAUAUAUUUUAAAAAUAUUGGGGCAGAGAAGUGAGAUUUUCAUGGCUUAUAGAAAUAAUUUUUUGAUAUGAUAACAUCAUAGAUCACAAUUAAGAUCAAAGAAAAUAAAAUACGAGACAGACUAGCUUAAAAAUGAAGUUUUAACUUAUCCUUAUAGAAAUGCUCAUUGUGUGAAACUUUAUAUAGGUAUGAUAUAUUGAAAACUGCUAUUAUGAGCAAAACCAAUUUUGAUAUAAGAUCAUGAUGAUUAAAAUUAGCUUAUAUUUUUCUCCACUUAUCAGUACAUAAAGUAAUAUUUAAUUGAAUUCUAACUACUUUUCAAAAGAAAUCUAAAAAUAAAAUGUCUAUAGUAGUCUGUACUUAAAAUGAGUGAACUCAAAAGGAAAAAAUGGUUUGGAAUAUAUACUUUGGGAAUAGAUACUUUAAAAAAAUCCAUAUCUUAAGCCAGCAAAUUUUAUCUUUCAUUUUUACUUAGUCUUUUCCAAAUACAGUUCUAGGUAUUAAUGUAUAAUAUAUAGGUUGGAGUGAAGUCACCAUUUCCAGAAACAAAUAAGUACUUAGGUCUUCAGUUGAGCCAGUGUCCUGCUUGAUUGAGGGCUAUAUUUCCCUUUAGCACAGGUGUGUGAAAUUCCCAAAUGUGUUUGGUUAUCCAAAGGUACAAUGUGUCAUCUCUGUUUUUUUUUUUUUCUUAAAUAAAAUCAGAAACCAUGUUCCCACUUCUGAAGGAAGAUGAUCAGUGAUAAUAUAAAAUUAGGUGAUCCUGAAUUGUGAUUAUAUCUAGUUGUGGCAAAACCAGAAUUAUAAUGCUAUCUCAUUUUCAUAGUGAUACCUGAUUAUAAGGGCAAAAAUUAUCUCUAAAGAGUGAAUGUAAUAGUCUUGCAGAAAAUGAAAGAAUACCUCUGUUCAAUAGAGGGAAUGUGUGCACUGCUCUCUCUCUCUCUCUCUCUUUCUCUCUUUUUUUUUUUUAAGGAGAUACCAAAGUUCCAUUUUAUAAGUUGGAUUUUUGUAAAAUCUUGGGUCCAUUUGCGACUAAGAAGACCAGUCUUACUUGUUUCACCUGCACACUCUAGAAAUACUCUCCUAUGCAUUUUGUGAAUAGCAAGUAUACCCUUAAUUCUGUAUUGUCUAUGGAAAUUUUACUUGAAAUUAAAACUAUCUCUGUCAUAUUCUAACCUAUAGGAUGAUUGUAGUAUUACAUAUGAAUUUUAAUAGCAAGUAAAAACCUUAAAUCAUGUAAAUUUGAAAAUAUUUACACAUAUAUUUAAUAAUUGCAAAGUUGCCUUUUUCUGAAGUGUGUCUUUUCUGAGAAAAACUAUUAAACAUAAUUUUAAAAUCCCA